AAAACAUACACCAAGCAGCUUUUGUGAGAAUUUUGAAAAAUCACAAAAGUUGCAUAUUUAAAAGAGGAAAAAAAAAAGAAGAAGAAGACGAAAAAAGAUGCGUCCAGCUUCGUCAGUUAUCAGCUUCUUCCUUCUUAUUUUUAUCUCCAUCUAUAUUUUGAAGAAAACCCUAAAAAAGUUUCCCAGAUCAUCGAUAACUAUAGCACUAAACUACGUAGUUUUUAUCGCUAAUCAGUUGAAAUGGGCUUGGGAAAUUCUCCUCCUUCAAUCUUUUUCUCAUCCUUAUAAUCUCACUACUAUUUCUCAAAAUGCUCAUGAUCAGGAUCAGGAUCAGGAUCAUGAGCUUGAAGUCAUGCAUUAUGAACCCGAAUCAGAGUCUUCGGGUUCAGUAGAAUGUGCAGUUUGUUUGUGCAAGAUUGAAGAAGGAGAAGAAGUUAGAGAGUUAAGAUGUGAUCAUCUUUUUCAUAGGGUUUGUUUGGAUAGGUGGCUUGGUACGGGACGUAUGACGUGUCCGUUAUGCAGAAACCAUCUCAAGCCACCUCCUCUCGUUGCUAAUUUGCAUCAAGAGGUUAUUUUAUUCGAUUUCGUCUCAGGGACGAGGUCGAGAGAUCGUUAUCAAUGGUGGCUACGAUAAAUAAAAUAAAUGUUUGCAUGAUUAUGAUAGAAGGAAGAUGAACAAUAUAGUUCUUAGAAGAUAUAUGUAUCAUUGCCAUUUUCAUGCUAUCUCUUGUAAAUUGUAUGGCAAUGAUAAACUUAAUUAAUGAUGAUGAUGAAAAAAAACAAAUCAGUCUAUUUGUAGAUAUGCCAUGUAUCAAAUAAUAUUCCUUUUGAAUCAUUUAGUAGUAACUGAUUACUGGUAAUCUGGUUUA
This is a messenger RNA of Nicotiana attenuata, 869 nucleotides long. RefSeq names its product E3 ubiquitin-protein ligase RHA2B-like. Gene Ontology annotation, molecular function: zinc ion binding; ubiquitin protein ligase activity. Gene Ontology annotation, biological process: protein ubiquitination. The transcript has a single exon. Bases 98 to 634 code for a protein of 178 amino acids. The record is from RefSeq and is a predicted model, not a curated record. Lineage: Eukaryota; Viridiplantae; Streptophyta; Magnoliopsida; Solanales; Solanaceae.